AUGAUGAGCGAUUCACACUUAAACAACACUUGUUUAAUGAAUGGAAGAUUGGAAAGUGAAGACAAUGAGGAUGAUGUUUCUGUAGCUCUACAGACACACCAAUGUAAAGUUUGUGGAGACCGUGCAGUAUCAAAUUAUUACGGAGCGUACGCCUGCAUUUCUUGUCGGGUGUUUUUUGACUCACACGUAAGACUAGAAAAAGAAAUAAUUAGUUGCGUAACUCGGCGUGGAAACUGUUCGACAAACAGAAGGAGAAAUAUUAUCACAUGCGACUUCUGCCGCUUCAGCAAGUGUCACGACGUCAAUCUGAAGCACGAAAUAAUCACAAGUUCUCCACGCUUUGUAUUACCGCCACUUCAAAUAGAAGACGAACAGAUCUUCCUGAACUAUGCCAGAACAUUUACUAAAUGUAUGAAAUAUAUGGAACAAUACUACUACAAGUGGUUAAAUUCUUUUCCAUCUUUUCGCCGGUUAAGUGAGGAAAGAAAGGAGCUAAGAGAUGGCGUAAACGAAGUAAUAACCGAUUCUCUUCCAAGACAUUUAACUACAGUGGAAGCGUGUAACAUUUUAAAACUCCACCUGAUACUGGAAGAUGAUGUGUUGAUUACUGAUAAAGAUUUGCAGGAAGGUGACCUUUAUGAUUUCCUAGAUAACAUUAUUCAAAUGUUAAUGGAGUUCAUGACAGUGAUGCACGAAGAAUUCGAAACUGAAGAAAAUUUUGAACAGAUUGAAUCAUUAAGCUUAUUUGACUACUCUUCAGACAUUCCCGAAGAUAAUUAUCCUUACAAUCAAAUUCGCUUUGUACCUUGA
Centruroides sculpturatus (bark scorpion) is the source of this 810-nucleotide messenger RNA. Its product is annotated as nuclear receptor subfamily 2 group C member 1-A-like. Bases 1 to 810 code for a protein of 269 amino acids. Lineage: Eukaryota; Metazoa; Arthropoda; Arachnida; Scorpiones; Buthidae. Gene Ontology annotation, biological process: anatomical structure development; cell differentiation; regulation of transcription by RNA polymerase II. The transcript is spliced from 7 exons. Gene Ontology annotation, molecular function: RNA polymerase II cis-regulatory region sequence-specific DNA binding; nuclear receptor activity; zinc ion binding. The record is from RefSeq and is a predicted model, not a curated record.